Messenger RNA from Styela clava, 7444 nucleotides. RefSeq lists its product as uncharacterized. The record is from RefSeq and is a predicted model, not a curated record. Gene Ontology annotation, biological process: endocytosis. Lineage: Eukaryota; Metazoa; Chordata; Ascidiacea; Stolidobranchia; Styelidae.
AAAUUGUUGUAUUGGCUAUGAUGAGGCAUAAAAGUAGAUAGAAAUGCCUCUGCGUAUUAUUAGCUUAGUAGAAAGCUAACGACCAGAACAACAAACAGUGGAUUUACUGCUCCCAUUGUGUCUUUGUGUGAUCCUAACGAAUAGUUGGUCAGUAACAAACAAUGGAAAGUCCCGAUAGCGAGUUACUAGUGGAUGUGACGUCUCACAAUACCACGAGCAAUGCCAUAUUGUUUGGCAACAUGGAAGCAACUGUACAUGAAGAUAUGGAUUUUGGUUUGAAUAAUUUAAAAGAAACUUUGGUCCAGGAUUGUAAGAAAGUUACUACUCCAGAUCAUGAAGGAAAUAUUAAUUGUGCGAUGGAUAUAUUUGCUCCAGACCAGAGUUCUGUAUCGAGCACAAAUUCAAGACUUUCAUCGUCAAGCACAUUGGGCCCACCACGACAUUCUAUCUCCUCGGAACCAAAAGAUACAUCUGAUUCUGACAGAGUUGGACACUUCAAGGCUAAACUAGGAAAUAACUACAUGACUCUGCUGAAUGAACAUGACCAACAAGAUGCAAUGAGUAUCACAAGUGGAUCGAGUACUGGAGAUGGUGUGAAUUCAUUCAACCAUGUGUUGUACAGUCCUAAAACCAGUCCUGCUCGGCCACCUGCCCCACCAAGGUUGUCACGAACGUCUUCGCCACAUUUUCCGAACUCUCCAAUCCAGUUUCCGUCAUCUAAACAGAAGACAUCCAACAAUAAACAAUGGACAGUAUUUGGUGAAGAUAAGGAAAAUAAACUACCAGAACCAGGAAGAAAACAGAUUCUGCCAGUUCGUGCUCCACCGGCUAUACCUGUUAGAAAUUCCCUGCGUAACAAGAACAUUGAAUCUCAAUCUUCCCCACAAGUUUUACCUCAGCCACCGAUACCCACACCCAGUCCGAGUGCGGACUUAUUAACAAUGGAUAUGGAUGAUCUAGAAAUGCAUUUAUCUGAUGCUGGUUCACCAGUACCCCAACCAGUUGUGGUUGUGAAGCCAGCAAUUCCACCGAGGAGAAAUUUAUUUUCUACUUCAAGUACUGUGUCUGGAAGUGAUUCUCAUGCUGGAGAUUCGGACCAUGAUUUAAUAUCUUUACCACAACCAGAAGGUCAUAUUAAUCUUGCACAUAAUAUGUCAAGUGGAUCUUGCUCUCCGAUUGAUUCUUUUCGUUUAUUGACAAGUGCGUCAAAAGGUACUCCAGCGCCUCCUGUACCUCCUAGGAAAGAUUUAACUAUACCUAAGCCAGACAUCCCUGUACCACCACUACCACAAACAGAGAACUUUUUUGCUGAAAAUUCUCAGCCUUCAUCAUCACAAUUUGCUUCCUUUUCACAUUUACAAGAUAAUACUGCCUCGUCGUUUUCUCUUGAUGUUACAUGUUCUAGUCCAUCAUGGGUUGCUUUUGAAGAUACUGAUGCAAAAACCCCACUCAAAACAACUUUGACACCAACAGAUGCAAUAUCAGAUUUUCAUGAGGAAGAACCAGAUAAUGAAGAUCACUUCAAUAUUUCUGAAAUUGAACAAACUAAUGAGGCUCUUAGUGAUGCGGAUCUUCUGAAAGAGGAUGAAGAUUCUCAUUGGAGGAAACCAUCAUCAUCUCCAGAUGUUCGCGCAUCUGCAUCUAAGAAGAAAGGAGCAGGAGGAAUUGGAUAUCUUUGUUUAGAAAAUGAUGAUUGUGAUAAUCUAGGAUCCUCUGAUAAUAUAGAUGGCAGCACAAAAUCGCCACCAGUUACAAUCACUCUACCUGAGAAUGAUUUAUCACCAGAGAAACCUCAAUCACAAUGGGCAACAUUUCAAAAUGAAGAAGACGAAGAACAUCAACAUAAUAACAUAACAGAUAAUCUUGUUGGAAAUAUUUCGAAUGCAAAUUCAUCACCUUCAUUUGAUAUCAACAGCAGCGGAUUGGCUGGAAGUUUAAAUGAUGUUGAUGGGGAUUUAGAAGAUGAUUUUGCUGUAAAUCGCUUGUCUACAGAAAUGCCAGACCUCAAGGGAUUUAACAGAGCUGACAAGGGAUCACAAAACAACCUCGUAGACUUCUCUGAUGAUAGAGGAAGUGCUGCGGCUAGUAUUGGAAGUCGAGAAAAUCCUGAUGAUGACGAUGUUGAAACUAUAUUUGAUCUCACUGCACAGGGAGAUAGUUUGAAACGCAAAAGACCCAAGGGAGGAGUUAGUGUGGCGGUCGAAGAAGACAUGAAAGAUAAUACAUUCGAAAUGAAGAAAUCCCCGACACCGAUACAAUGUGAGAAAGUAUCGUUUCAUGUUGGUCCAGCUGGAAUGGAUGACACUGUAUUUGAAGAGGAACCAAACUUGUUCGAUUUCGCUAAAGAUGUUCAAAGUGCAACAACAAGAAGCCUAUCAACACCACAUUCGUCACAUUCUAGCCGACCAGAGACACCAGCUAAUUCUAGACUUGAUUCCAAUGCAUCAGCCGGUUGCUCCGUAUCAAUGGCUCCUACCAAUCCAUUUUGGUCACCAACUUCAACGUCUUCUACAUCUCAGUGUUCACUCGUCGAUUCACCUUUUGAUAAUAUUAUUUUCAAGUCACCUCAGCAUGAUGACGCAAAGACAUCAAAAAUAUCUUCUACCCCUGUUCGAAUUAAUUUAACAGCAAGUCCCGUUACACCCAGUCAAUUAGUUCGUAUCCCACCCCCACCUCUCUCUUUAUCAAGAUCUUCUACUAGAGCAAGGCGGUCUUCGCAAGCAAAAGAAAGAGUACGAAAUUUAUCACAAGGAUCAACAUCAGCGAAAAGAAUCGAUUUUGACAACGUUUCAGAGUCUAGUGCAAAAGCUGGCACAUUACCAUCAUCUCGUGCUGAAACACCAAUUCAAAAUAAUAUUAUUCUGAGUACAACUGAUUCCGUAACUUCAGGAUCUGGAAAUACUGCAUUACAUGACGAUAUUUUUGAUCCGUUUUCUACGCAAUCUAAUACAGAAUCUAUAAAUCCGAUUCCUUCUUUUGAAAUUGGGAAAACAGACGACCUAUUCAGCUGGAUGGAGGAACCUCAAAAUGAAGAAACUGAUGCUUCGAAUCCAAAUACAAAACCCGAUUCCGAGUUGAAUUUAAACGUUGAUGAUGCUCAGGAUAUCACUUUAGUAUUGGAUCAAUUAGAAGUUAUUCCCAGUAAUAAUAUUGUACAAAAUAACACUAAUACAAAUGCUCAUGUCCAUUCUGUUAUUGAAAAUAGUCUUUCGCCGGAUCCUAUUUCAGCAGAAGACGAAACCGAGAUAACCGACGACAGCACAAAUCAUCUUUCUGGCAAUCCUGAUCCACUGGAAGAAUUGAAGAAAGUUACGUCUGUCGAAAGUCCGUUGGGAAUUCAAAUACCGAAGCGUGUUUUACUGCCAGAAGUUGAAAUUAUUGAGAGCAAAAUAUUUUGGGAUGUUUAUAUGAGAUUUCCACCAACGAAAAGAACAAUGAGUAAUAGGAAAUGGGUACCAAUCCAUGUCAAGUUGAAUUGUGAUCAGAUUGACAAUCCACUAGUGAAACUAUAUUACACAUCUAAAGCACAAGAUCCUUUCCGCACUGUGUCGCUUGCUAGUCAUCAAAUGCAAGUAUCGAAGCCUAAACUGCAAGCUCAUUAUUCUGACGAAGGACAAAUUUUGGGCAAAUUACAUGCUGUUAAACUUAUGGUUGUUCAUUACAAAGAAAAGCAAACUUUCAGUCCACGUAGAAGCUUGACAAGGAAUGCAUCCGGAUUUAAGCAUGCUUGCAAAGGGAAACAAAGUAUUAAAUUUGGUUUUACUGUCCAUGAUGAUGUGAUGUCGUUUUGUAAAGCAACUCGCGACGCCAUGUUCAAUGUUCAUAAAAGAAUUCCGAAGUCUAAAGAAGAGGAACACAACACCACUGUCAAAUAUCAUUCCAGAGAUGAAUUGCUUAUUGACGUACAUGAUGAACUACAGGCAAUUGUGCAAGAAUCUGGAUUGAUGGAAGCAUGCAAAGUACGAGUUCACUUCUUUGCCAGUUCGUUUUUGUCAGGAGAUCCAAAGGCUAAAAUAACGAUCAAUGAUCGAAAGAUGGAAGGCAAAGAAGUUGUCAGAAGAGAAGAUAUUAUUCCAACAAGCUUAGAUGGAUGGAUUGAUAUUCGCGAUCCUGAACUACAUGAAUCAUGUACACAAGAUAGUUAUGAAGGAGGAAGCAAUGACGUUGGAACUUGUUCUUUCUAUCCUCCUGAUGCUUGCAGAUUUGAACUCAUGAGGUUUGCAACAUCCUAUGCUGAGAGCGAACUUCCUGUUAUUGUGAAAUCAUCAAUCACUGUCAAAGGUGCAAGAAUUCAACUCAGAUGUAUAUUGAGAAUGAGUGGAAAUCAUAGUGCAAAUAAGGAUCCUCUAACUCAGAUUGCUUGUGAAGACGUCAUGAUACGAUUUCCUGUACCAGAUGAAUGGGGUUCAUUCUUUCGUGUGGACGGUCGCUUUCGAAAUCAUUCUGUUAAAGCGAAACGAGCUGCAAAACAAAGACGUAGACCAGCUACUGAAGCCGGUGUCACAAUGGAAGCUUCAGUGGGGAUUGCGAAAUACGAACGUGCAUAUAGAGCAAUUGUAUGGAGAAUGCCUCGCUUGCCAGAAAAAAAUGCAGUGCAAAACACUCCUCGUGUGUUCACCUGUCGAAUAGAACUAAGUUCUGAUCGUGAUCUGGAACGAUUGAGAACACCUGAAGAUAAUGCAGAGACAAAGGGAGAUGGAUAUAGAGGUGGAUUGGACAGCAAAUACAGAUGGUGUGAAGUUGAAUAUACAAUGCCUGGUCCUACUGCAUCAAAUGUCUGUGUGAGAUCAGUAUCUUUACCAAAUACUGAUCGUGCUGAGAAGUUUGUUUCUUAUCAAUCACAUUACUUUUAUAAGGUCGGAGUCUCCGUAGCAGCAGAACCCGUUGGCACGACAGGAGAGGAAGAUGUUGGAACAAAAUUAUGUGCUGUACAGUAACCAUCACAUAUAAAGCAAUUGUUUCAUUCCAAUCCACCACCCAUGAGUUGUAUUGUUGAAUCAUGCUUGAUCAAAGCACACAACAUUUGGAUAGAAAUUGAGGGUUUAUUGGUGGUGCCAUUGCAUUUUGGUAUUGUGAACUCGAAUCACUGAUCUUCGGAAUCUGGAGUCCAUGUUCUGAAGUUGAGUCAAUCAUUAAGCUAAUUGGUUGAUUAACGGUGCGUCCGAGUUAUUUUAUUUAGAUGACACGAGUCGCUUUGGGUCUGGGCACUCGAGUCCUUGACAUAUGGGGACCAGAGUCUAAAUUGAGUCAACCUCUUCAAUCUGGUAUAGAGUGAAAGAUGUUGCAUGUCGAUGGCGAAACCCAAAAACCUUCGAUUUUUUUAUCAAGUUUGAUUCAUCAAUUAAUUCAUGUUUGAGUGGUUCCACUGUAUUCGGGAAUUUGACUUUUCCAACCAAUUCUUACUACAUGUCUUCGAGACUAUAUACUGUUGCUUUAAUAAGCGUUUUGAUACACAAAAUAGUAAAAUACUAAAGAAAUCUCUGUGAUCAUUGACAUCGUUUUGUGGAUAUUAUUUAUUGCAAUGUAGUACUGUCAAUCUUUUUUUUCUUAUAAGUUCCCUGUUCGUCGAUUGUAUUUUUCGUUAACUCGUUUUGAAUGUGUAAUGACCGAAUCACAUAUGUAAACUCGAAACUUUUAAACUCAAAAUUAUUAAGCAAACUUUUAUGUUUCUCUGUUCCAACUCGAUACAUAUGUAUCUAAACACAGGGGGAGUUGAUAAUUAGCUUUCUUUCUUGCUAAAUCAAUCAUAUAUCUUGUUUGUUUUUUUUGCUCUCUUAUUUUCAAACAUAAGUAUAUUACAUUACAUGGCUUUUUCUUUAACAUAUUCAAGUGUGGUUUUAGCUUUUCAUCGCUACCAUCGUGUCCAAUAGAAGAUCACUAUUGUUCAGCUACUGUUUCUAGUUUGUCUUUCCUGCUGGUCAGGUUAUGAUUUGACUUCCAAGAUGUAACACAGCACUCAGUUAUUUUUGCCAAAUAUUUGCAGCAUGAUACAUUUUAACAGAGAAGUAUUGCAAUGUUGAUGCCAUUCAUUUACCAUUAAUUCUUGACAAAAUUUUUACAUGACUUAUCUAGCUCGGUGUAUGGUCACAUUAUAGUGUCAUUUUGCUGACUUAAAAUUGAAUGUUAUUUUUUUGUUCAUCUUCCUUUUACUUCUAUUUUUGGGCCAAUGUAGCAGCAUAGUAUGAUAUCCCAUGUGUUUGUAAUAUUCCGAGGGACAAUUUGAGAGCCGGACAUUAUUUACAAGAGAAUAGUAGUCAUUCUAUAUUCUGGUCAUUGUUUGUCUUUACUGAUUGGUUUUAUGUGUGGAAUUCAUAUAAAUGUGGACCAGUAGCAAAAAGACAGCACAUUUGAUAGUAUGGAAAUGCAUAUAACACAAAAUGUAUCUAUAAUGAAAUUUUGUAAGUGUGGUGACAAUUGUCAUAAUACUGACUCAUAAUCAAAUUAUUCUUUCACAUAUGAUUUUACUGUCAAUCGAUCAUCUUCCUAACUUAUCAUUGGUCACAAAUAUUCGAGUAGGUUGAAUUUUCUUCGUGAGUAGCUUGCCACAAUUGAAAUUGCUUAUCCAUGUCAAAAUUGACUGACAAUUUGUUAGGUAUCAUAGCUUCACAUCAGGAGGCUACUUAUUUAUUUUCUCAUAUCAUUGUCAUGUGCACAGUUUUGAAAUCCUCAAAAUUUUCAUUCACCAUUUUCAGUUUUGCUAGAUAUUCGUAUUGUCAGAUCUGAUUUAAUGUCGGCAUAUUCCCUCAGAUUUUUUUAUUAAAAUGCGAUUUUUUUUUAAUAAUGGUAAUAUGGAAUCAAAUCAACGUUAGGAAUCUGUUUUAGAUUUUUUUCUGGAAGAUAAUCAGUAUCUCACAGACGACAUUAGCAUAUUUGUUUCUUAUUUGCACUGUGAGGUAAUUAUUGCCCUUUUAAUUUUGUCAUUAAUGAUAUUUUCACGAUGGUGAUCAAAUCAUAUUGGCUUAACCUUUCAAUUUGCAACACCAUUGACAAUUGAGUGCCCCAAAGUUUGAAAAGUUGAUUUGCAAGUGUAUAUCAUUAGUAUUCAGAAUGUCACGUUUUCAGUGUUACUAAUCGGCAGUUGUGUGAGUGAUGUUCUUUGCUUUAAACUCUUUAUUCGUUUUUUGUCAAUGUAAGGUAUUUUCUGAAUUUAUCGACAGGGCGUGGUGCUUAUCAAUGACUAUAUACAUAUAUAUAUGUGAAUUAUAUGUAUGUGGAAUUUACUUUAAAUUGCUUGGUGAAUAAAUAAUUGUUUUUAUUUAUUAUUUGUAGUAUUGCGUAUUAAGGUGAGAUGUAAUUGUUUUCAUACUUGUAUUUGUAAAGUUUGUGUAUUUUCAGUAUUUUUCAAACCUUGGCAUUGAGUUUUGUGCAAUCAGUUUUGGCCGCAUUUUUCGUUUCACUAUGUACCUUUGUUCUGUUAUUAUUAUUAAAUGGUCUUUCAUUGAAA